GUUCGUUUGAGCCAGUUUAGCACUGCUCCUACGUGAGGGAUGGCAUCCAACCAGGACCAGGCCAGCUUCCGCGCCGGCGAGGCCAAGGGCCACACCCAGGAGAAGGCUGGGCAGUUGAUGGGCGCGGCCGAGCACAAGGCCUACGAGGCCAAAGACCGGGUCGCGGCUAUGGCGGGCCACUCCUCUGGACAGGGGCAGGGCGCCACGGAGGCCACCAAGCACAAGGCCGGCGAGGCCACCGACAAGGCGUCCCAGACGGCGCAGGCGGCCAAGGACAGGGCUGCCGGCACGGCGCAGACAGCGAAGGACAAGGCCUCAGACACCGCGCAGGCCGCCAAGGACCGCACCGUCGAGAGCAAGGACCAGACCGGCAGCUUCCUCGGCGAGAAGACGGAGAUGGCCAAGCAGAAGGCCGCGGAGACCGCCGAGGCGGCCGGGCAGAAGGCGGCGGAGACGGCGCGGUACACGCAAGACAGGACAUACGACGCGGCGCAGUACGCCAAGGAGUCCGCCGUCGCCGGCAAGGACAAGACCGGCAGCGUCCUCCAGCAGGCCGGCGAGACGGUGGUGAACGCCGUGGCGGGCGCCAAGGACGCCGUGGCCAACACGCUGGGCAUGGGCGGAGACAACACCAACACCACCGGCACCACAGAGAAGAUCGUCAAGGAUCACCGCUAGACGCAUGAGCUCGAUUUGCUUUCGUUUCCUUCUCGCAAUACACACGUAUUUGGUGUUCCAGUUUCAUGAUUUCCAUGGGCGGAGUAUCUUUGUGUUUGCCAUUUCAAGUGCUAGUACGAUGUAACAAUAAUAAAGUUUGGAAUUAAGCUCACACACGUGGCAUGGUA
Triticum dicoccoides is the source of this 845-nucleotide messenger RNA. Its product is annotated as late embryogenesis abundant protein 19-like. The transcript has 2 exons. Bases 40 to 678 code for a protein of 212 amino acids. Gene Ontology annotation, cellular component: nucleus. The record is from RefSeq and is a predicted model, not a curated record. Lineage: Eukaryota; Viridiplantae; Streptophyta; Magnoliopsida; Poales; Poaceae.